AUGAUGGGUCCACCACCGAAGCCAAAAAAAAUACCACCCCCUCCGGCAUGCUUCUCUCCAGAGGAUUUGGCUAAAUUCAAGGAAAUGUUUAAAGCGCAUGACGAAGAAAAUAUUGACAAGGUGAAAUUACCAGCUAUACCGUUGAUGUUGAGGAAACUCGGCUUCAAUCCGAAGGGCGAGGAGAUCAAGGAGCUCUUUGCGAAAUUUCUAGAAGACGAUCUUGUCGACACAGUUGAAUACCACGAGUUCUUGUUCAUGAUCGAAGCGAAGAUGGGCUGGGGGGACGAUUUUGAGUUGGCCGUAACCAACGCUUUUGCAACCCUAGGACAUGACAACGAAGAGACUGGUAGCACUGAUAUGGAACUACUCAAAGAGGAGCUAAUGCAAUGGGGCGAACCCCUGGAGGAGAUAGAGUUUGUUGAUUUCAUAAAACUGGCGACAAAGGACAAAACGUACAAUCCUCUAGAUGGCACGUUUAACUACGUCAAAUUCAUUGAGAACAUGAACAGUAAAGAUGAGAAAUUCUUCAAGGAACCAAUUAACUUCUUUAAAUUGGACCAAAAGACGUUGGCAGAGAUGGCAAUAAAGAAAGCACAAGAAGAGAAGGAACAACAAGAAAAGUUGGAGGCUGAAAGACUUGCAAAGGAGGACGCUAAAAGACAGAAAUUAAUACAGCAGGGACUAAUACCAUCGAAU
Messenger RNA from Iphiclides podalirius (scarce swallowtail), 696 nucleotides. The record is from the annotation of a GenBank genome assembly. NCBI's taxonomy places the organism in Eukaryota, Metazoa, Arthropoda, Insecta, Lepidoptera, Papilionidae.